CUUGGAGUGUGUGUUACGUUUUCAGGACUCAUUGGAUGAAUAGUUCCAAUGUAAUGGCUGAAGCAUUGCCGUCUGUGUGCAUUGUUUUCAGUGGAAAAAGGAAAUCUGGCAAAGACUAUACAGUUAGCCGAUUAUCUGAAAUAUUUGACAACAAUGAUAUCACUUACUCAAUCGCACGAAUUAGUGAACCGAUAAAAUCUUAUUUUGCCCAACAGUACAGUUUAAAUUUAUCAGAGUUACUAUCGUCGAAUUCAUACAAAGAAAAUUACCGAAAACAAAUGAUUGAUUGGGUGGAAGAAGAAAUAAAACGGGAUUGUUAUGUAUUUCCACGUAAAGCUCUUUCUGAAUGUAUCGGAAAGUGUAAACAAAGAAAAUGUGAUGUUAUUAUUGUUUCUGAUGCUAGACGUAUGAAUGAUAUUGAAUUUUUUAUUGACACAUUUACUCGAUCCAAGUGUCUUUUAAUACGCAUUACAUCACCAGUAGGAAUCAGGAUAAAGCGAGGCUGGUCAUAUGUUGAUGGGAUUGAUAAUGUUGCAUCAGAGUGUGGACUAGAUGAAUGUACUGACUGGGACUUAGUACUGCAGAAUGAUGGGAAUGAGGUUGCCUAUGAGAACUACUUGAACGAUAUUGUAUCAUGUGUAAAGAAGAUAUUAAGUGCAUCUCUGUGA
Molecule: messenger RNA, 668 nt
Organism: Trichobilharzia szidati
Lineage: Eukaryota; Metazoa; Platyhelminthes; Trematoda; Strigeidida; Schistosomatidae
Source: the annotation of a GenBank genome assembly